Myotis lucifugus (little brown bat) is the source of this 900-nucleotide messenger RNA. It is a transcript of the gene SYCP3, whose product is annotated as synaptonemal complex protein 3. Gene Ontology annotation, cellular component: synaptonemal complex. Gene Ontology annotation, biological process: meiotic cell cycle; spermatid development. Lineage: Eukaryota; Metazoa; Chordata; Mammalia; Chiroptera; Vespertilionidae. The record is from RefSeq and is a predicted model, not a curated record. The transcript has 8 exons.
UGCCUCGGAGGAGCGAGGAGCCAGGUGCGAGGAGCGUCGAGGUAGCGAAGUGGGCGCCUCCCGUGAGGCGCCGGGCGGAGGAGGCUGGAGGGCCCGGGACACACGUCGGAGGCCUGUGCUGUGGUCCUCAGCCAUCGGGUUACUUUUUCAGUAAAAAAGCAUCUAAAUAUGGUGCCCCCUGGAAGCAAACAAACCAAGAAAUCAGGGAAGACAUCAGUGAAGGAUAGGAAGACAUCCAUGGAGGAUCGGGCUGUAAUUGCCUAUGACUUUGAGAAAGAAGAUAAACGAGAUCUGAGUGGUUCAGAGGAGGAUGCUACUGACGCAAAGACUCCAGCAAUUGAUAAGCUUGGGAAGAAAAGGACUUCUGCAGUAACAGUUGAAGAUAUGGGGUAAAGUGCUCAACAUAAGUUUUGCCUGUUAGAUACUAACAUUAGCAAUGCUCUUAAUACAAAGAAAAAAAGACUAGCACUGUAUACCAAGAUUUCUCUCAAAACCAGUAACCAGAAAAUUGAACAUAUUUGGAAAACCCAACAAGAACAAAGGCAGAAGCUUAGCCAAGAAUAUUCUCAGCAGUUUCUGACUUUGUUUCAGCAGUGGGAGACAGAUAUACAGAAUGCCAAGAAACAAGAAGAAAAACUAGCUAAUUUAUUUCAACAGCAACAACAGUUUUUUCAACAAUCUAGACUUGGUCAGAGCCAGAGACUGAAAACAAUUAAACAGUUAUAUGAACAAUUCAUAAAGAGUAUGGAGGACUUGGAGAAGAAUAGUGAUACUCUAGUUACUGAUGCACAAAAUGAACUUAAAAAUGAAAUGGCUAUGCUUCAAAAACAAAUUAUGAUGGAUACUCAGCAGCAAGAGAUGGCAAUUGUUCGAAAGUCUCUUCAAUCCAUGUUAUUCUGA